CCGGUGUCCCCAAGAGCACCAAGAUGCAGCCAUGGCUCUGGCUGGUCUUCAGUGUGAAGCUGUCAGCUCUCUGGAGCAGCUCUGCCCUCAUUCAGACCCCUCAGUCCAUGACGGUUCUAACCAACCAAACAGCAAUAAUGUCCUGUGAGGCUAAGACGUUAACUAAUAAGAACAACAUCAUCUACUGGAUGAGAGACCGCCAGAGCCCCACCAAGGACAAGCACUAUGAGUUCCUGGCCUCCUGGAAUCCUUCCAAAAGAAUCACUGUGUACGGAGAAGAGCCAAAGAAGAAUAUAAUGGUAUUUUCAGAUUUAACCCGGUACAUUUUCAACCUCACCAAUGUGAAGCCAGAGGACAGUGGCUUCUACGUCUGCAUGAUGAUUGGGACCCCCAGGAUAAUCUUUGGGAGAGCAACAGAGCUGAGCGUAGUUGAUGUCCUUUCUACAACUCCCCAGACCACCAAGAAGACUAGCCUCAGGAAGAAACAGUGCCCGUUCCCCAGCCCGAAGACCCAGAAGGGCCUGACGUGUAGCCUCGUUCCCCUCAGCCUGCUGCUGGCAGGCAUCCUGGUCCUGCUGGUGUCCCUGAGUGUGGCUGUCCACUUUCUCUGCCUUCGGAGGAAAGCCCGAAUCCGAUUCAUGAAACAGUUUCACAAAUGAUUAGCACCCAUAACACCAAGAACUUGCUACAAAAGGACAGUGACAGCCCUCCGGAAAAAAACAAGAUCUGGACUACCGAGAGAGGACACAUUCCAUGAUGGAGAUUCCUCCGCUGUGCUCAGGCUGCCUGCUUUGAACACUUGCAAAUUCUGUCUGUGGCCGGCAGGCGUGGGAACCACUUGACUGUUCACCUGGAGUCUCACGGAGAAGGCCCCAGAAUUCAGGGUCACUCACGGAGUGUGCUGAGCAACCAAGAAUUCCCACCGGGACACCCCAGGUGUGUGUGGGGGUGUACCCUUCUUGGACUGGACCUUGGAUGGUGGCUUUCCGCCCCCUCCCCCCUUUGUAAGUUGUUUGGUAGGGCAGGUUGGUAGCGCCUCUUUAGCUGCUCGCCAGGAGAGAGCCGCUAAAGACUGCUCAUCCUCACAAGGAGAAGCCAGCUCGCAAGUGAGACUUCCUGCAAGCGGCCCCCAGGCUCUCCACAGCCAGCGCGGUCUCACGCUUUACUGUGGGGGUGGGAACCUGUGGGGUCAGUAGACAGACUUCUGCUUCAUCUCCUAGCAGGAAAUUCCUUAAGCUUCACUUCCCGUCUCUCGUGGCUUGUAUAUUUUUUCUCUUUGCCCUUUUUAUGAAAAUGUCUUGGU
Messenger RNA from Psammomys obesus (fat sand rat), 1303 nucleotides. It is a transcript of the gene Cd8b, whose product is annotated as CD8 subunit beta. Gene Ontology annotation, cellular component: cell surface. Gene Ontology annotation, molecular function: coreceptor activity; MHC class I protein binding. The coding region runs from base 24 to 659 and encodes 211 amino acids. Gene Ontology annotation, biological process: regulation of immune response. The record is from RefSeq and is a predicted model, not a curated record. The transcript is spliced from 6 exons. Lineage: Eukaryota; Metazoa; Chordata; Mammalia; Rodentia; Muridae.